Molecule: messenger RNA, 968 nt
Organism: Papaver somniferum (opium poppy)
Lineage: Eukaryota; Viridiplantae; Streptophyta; Magnoliopsida; Ranunculales; Papaveraceae
Product: iron-sulfur assembly protein IscA-like 1, mitochondrial
Exons: 4
Coding region: 256-657 (133 amino acids)
Biological process (GO): iron-sulfur cluster assembly
Cellular component (GO): mitochondrion; cytoplasm
Molecular function (GO): 2 iron, 2 sulfur cluster binding
Source: RefSeq, a predicted model, not a curated record
AAGAACGUUGACAGCUCUUUGUGAAGUCCGGGAGGAAAACCAAACCAACGAGGCGCUUCGAAUAAAAUGCCCUCCAAAGAUGUAAGGGCGUCGCAUCUUCAAACAAAGACAUAUCUCGAAUUUGCUCUGUCGUCGAAGACACAUCCCUGCAACUUGAAAUAUCCUUUUCGUACCAAAUUAAAGAACUUUCUUUAAUCUUCUUCUUCCUGUGAAUCUACGGAGGUCGGUUGGAGUAUUAGGAGUUUUUGGAGAGAGAUGGCAUCGUCGAUGAUAGCAGCAGCUGCAAAGAAUGUGAGUACAGCAGCAAGAAAACAAGCAUUGACAUUAACAGAUGCUGCAGCUGAUAGGAUACGUCAUCUUCUGCAACAAAGACAACGCCAAUUUCUUAAGCUUGGCGUUAAAGCCCGUGGGUGUAAUGGAUUAAGUUAUACUCUCAAUUACGCUGAUGAGAAAGCUAAGUUUGAUGAAGUGGUGGAGGAGAAGGGUGUAAAGAUCUUGAUUGAUCCAAAGGCACUAAUGCAUGUUAUAGGAACCAAAAUGGAUUUUAUAGAUGACACACUCAGGUCUGAAUUUGUGUUUAUCAAUCCAAACUCCAAAGGUCAAUGUGGAUGUGGAGAAUCAUUUAUGACAACAAGUAACAGUGGAUCUGCUAAGUAAACCCUCUUCAAGAAUUAUCAUUCCCAACAUGAUAGAGGUAAAUAAAGCUGUUAAAAAUUCACGUCUGUCUCUUUUUAUCUAAGCCCAAAUCAAAAUGAGGCAGUUGCUGAACAAAAGGUAUAUAUAUCAGUGAUUAUAGUCCUAUUGGUUUGUAAACACAAAUGCUUGUAUUAGCAUUUUGAAAAAUCAUGGCCAAUAUUACAUGCUAUUACAGUUUGACACACCUAAAUAUGAAUGGUAAUGUUGCCAGCUCUUUGUACAAACAGUUAUGCCUGUAUUCUUGUUCGAAAGUGGAAUAGAAGGAUAGAUUA